UGGCGAUGGCGGUGGCGGCGCGGGCUCUCACGCUGCCGGCAGUGGUGGAGGAGCUGCUGAGCGAGAUGGCGGAGGCGGCGCGGGACGGCGCGCCGAUUCCUGAUGAGCAUCUAUUAUCGCUGAAGUUUGUCUUUGGCUCAUCAGCCGUCCAGGCCUUGGACCUCGUUGAUCGCCAGUCCGUCACCUUAAUUUCAUCACCCAGUGGGAGGCGUGUUUACCAGGUACUUGGAAGUUCCGGUAGAACAUACGUGUGUUUGGCCUCUUGUCAUUACUGUUCGUGUCCGGCAUUUGCCUUCUCAGUGCUGCGGAAGAGUGACAGCCUCCUGUGCAAGCACCUCUUGGCAGUUUAUCUUAGUCAGGUUAUGAGGACCUGUCAGCAGCUGAGCAUCUCUGACAAGCAACUGACUGAUGUAUUAUUGAUGGAAAAGACACAAGAAGCGUCAUAACUGGCGCAGCUGGAGCAUCACUGGCUUUCAAGUCGUCAGCAUCAUCUACAAGAGCAGCCAGAGAACCAUAAACACAUUUGUCGACCCUCGGAACCUACUAGUAACGUGUGCAUAUUAACUAGGUACGUGGUACCUCCGGGGAAGCGCUCCGAAGAGGCGACCUGCUGGCCUGUGAGGUGCAGCUGUCCUUCCAGUGAGAAUCCGCCAGCCAUGCCCUGUCCCUUUGUUACUGAACUUGUGCCUUCUCCUCAAAGAGGCCAGAGCCUAGGUCACAGGCCCACCUGGAGAGCAGGCUGCGCCCCUGCCUGCCCAUCCCCACUCUUGCGGACGUCUGUCCGGCAGAGAACAUACCUGGAGAUGAUUUGGUGGAAAGUGUAGCGGAAGUCUCGGUUCCGGUAGGCGUAGACAAUGGGAUUGACGACCGAGUUGGCGUGUGACAGGAGGAUGGCCGUGUUCAUGGCCCACUUGGGCUUCUCCUUGGCCCAGGCUGGCUGAAAGAGCGUGGCACAGUUGAUGGCGUGUACCGGCAGCCAGCACAGAGCAAAGAUCCCAACAAUCACGGCCAGGGACUUGGCCGCGUGGAUCUCCCGCUGGAGGAUGGUCCUCGAGUGGUCCAUGAGCUCCAUGCGCUGGAGCUGCCUGCAGGCCACCAGGAAGAUCUUGACGUAGAUGACCAGCAUUAUGAGCAGCGGGGGCAGGACGCACCCAAAGAAAUUGAAGUACACCAUGUAGCUCAUGGGGACCACGUUCUCAAAAAGACACUUCACAAGGCAGCAGCUUGCGUUUGUGGUCCCAUCCCAGGGCUCCGUGCAAUUGGUGGCACUGUCUUUACUGUUCCACCCCAGGAACGGGGUCAGGCCGAUGCCAAAGGCAAGGACCCAGAGGACAGCAAUGACUCCUCUUGCUCGGGCCCCAGUGACCAAACCCUUAUACCUGUUGAAAAGAACAUCAUCUGUUACCGUCAGCUUACAGCACUCUGCCACCAAAGUCCAGGACCCCACCUCUGCUUUUUGUUCCUUUACCCCUAACAGCCUCUACCGUUCAGCCUCAGAGGGCACCGUGGCCUUUUACCCUCAACACUAACAGCUUGCAAACAGGUAUAAACAGCUUUGCUCUAACAAGCUCAAUAAGAUUUUCAUUCUUAAUAACUCACCUCUGUCUAAUGACAAAUCACGGUCAAGGAGAACAAGUGGAGAAUUCUUAAAGGCUGCUUUCUAAUCACCCAGAUACUGACCUUGGGUCUAGGUCUCCUAUGAGACACAGUUGUAGGGGGUCGAGAUACACCAGGGAACGGAACCCACAAGACCCCUGCUUCUCAGGGACUUACGUUCUAGCAGGGGAGACAGAUCAUAAUAAACAACAAGCAUAGGUUAGUAAAUUAUACGGUAUGUUAGAAAGAAACGUGUAGUGUGAAAACAGAAAAAGCAGAGUGAGGAAGGUGAGCUGUGGCAGGGACUAGUGUUAAAGAGGUCAGGCAGGGAGGCUUCAUUGAUAAGAUGCCCUUGAACGAACACCCAACAAGUGAGGACCGGAGGCCCCUGGAGUCAGGCAGCCUCACCUGGUGACUCUGGGCGAGAAGCCUUCUGGUCCGUCUCCCACCAACACCCUAGGAAGAGUCAUCCCCCUGAAUUCCCCGGUAAGAUGCUGGAGAACGAGAGUUCUAGCAGCGUCCCUGGCUGUCUCGGCUAGCGGCGAAGUUGAUAAAAAUUGGGAAAGAACUUAGCAAAUAUCAAAUCUUUUUAGUAAUUUUUAGACCAUUAAAUCUUAUUUAAAAUCUAGAAAUCAUAAUACACAUUUUGGACUUUUUGCUACAAGGUAGUCCAUAUAUGGUUUAUAGCAAAGGUAUAAACUCUGCUAUUCAUAACUGGUCCAUAAUAUGUAUUUAACAUAAUGUAUUGAAAAAAAUGAAAUAAAAUCUUUACUUAACCUCUGGGAAGAAAACUGGGAAAU
Eubalaena glacialis (North Atlantic right whale) is the source of this 2396-nucleotide messenger RNA. It is a transcript of the gene ZSWIM7, whose product is annotated as zinc finger SWIM-type containing 7. Gene Ontology annotation, cellular component: Shu complex. NCBI's taxonomy places the organism in Eukaryota, Metazoa, Chordata, Mammalia, Artiodactyla, Balaenidae. Gene Ontology annotation, molecular function: zinc ion binding. Gene Ontology annotation, biological process: double-strand break repair via homologous recombination. The record is from RefSeq and is a predicted model, not a curated record. Bases 6 to 446 code for a protein of 146 amino acids. The transcript has 6 exons.